This is a messenger RNA of Megalobrama amblycephala (Wuchang bream), 2089 nucleotides long. It is a transcript of the gene zfand5a, whose product is annotated as zinc finger, AN1-type domain 5a. The record is from RefSeq and is a predicted model, not a curated record. The transcript has 6 exons. Lineage: Eukaryota; Metazoa; Chordata; Actinopteri; Cypriniformes; Xenocyprididae. Gene Ontology annotation, molecular function: zinc ion binding; DNA binding. The coding region runs from base 182 to 823 and encodes 213 amino acids.
GAAGGAAACAAACAGAGUGAAAGAAGAGAGAGCUCGGUCGGGAGGGGAGAGGACAGGAGAGGAAUUGACUUAUUUACAUCACCGACACAAAGCCUCGGGAGGAAGACAAACUCAUUUUCGAAGAGUCCCUGUUCUUUAACCGAGGUUCAUCGACCGAUUAGAUUUUAAAAUCCACCAAGCAAUGGCCCAAGAGACAAACCAGAGUCCUGUGCCUAUACUGUGUACCACAGGCUGUGGUUUCUAUGGCAACCCAAGGACCAAUGGCAUGUGCUCGGUGUGCUAUAAGGAGCACCUGAACAGACAGCAAAGCAGUGAUCGUAGUCCCAUGAGCCCCCUGGCUGGCAGCCCCUCAGCAGAGGCCUCCGCUAUACAGAGACUAGAAGCCAGCAUAAACAAAGCAGAGCCCUCACCUGCACCCAGUGCAGAUACCAUGAGAGAUAGUAUUCCUUCAACCUCCUUACCGGUGACACAACAGAUGACCGAAAUGAGUAUUUCUAGAGAGGAAAGGGCCCUGUCUCCUAAAGCGGAGGCUGUUGAACCAGUUAUAACACAGCCCACCUCCUCCUACUCCCCCAUCGCUGUGGCUCAGGGCAGCGACGAGGGUAAGAGCCCAGACUCCAUCAAACCUAAGAAAAAUAGAUGCUUUACCUGCCGUAAGCGAGUCGGCCUAACAGGUUUUGACUGUCGAUGUGGUAAUCUGUUCUGUGGAAUUCACCGGUACUCAGACAAGCACAACUGCACAUACGAUUACAAGGCGGAAGCCGCUGCUAAGAUCCGUAAGGAGAAUCCAGUAGUAGUGGCCGAUAAGAUCCAGAGAAUAUAAGCUUUUCCCUCUUUCUCCAAGAACACUGGUGGAUAAAAUGGACAACUUGAAAAACGAACUUGUGUUUUUCGAUCACCUUAAGAAGAAAACGAGAGAACUGUACCGUCUGAGGCUCAUGCAUGAACGAUCUGACAGAUUUUGGUUUUCUAAUAGGUAUUAAUUUCUUUCCGUUUUGUUUUUUCCUCUCCUCUCUGUGGUGUUUUAUGCUAGUUAUUCUCUUUUUUUCUAAAGCAUAGGACACCUUUCAGGAAAUUUUAGCUGUUAUUAUUGUUUUGUUUUUUUGCUUGUUCCCGCCCUCACGCAAUGGGAGUGGCAGAUACUCUGUGCCAAAACGUGGCCGUGUAGUUUCUGAGUAAUUGGUGUUUAGCCUUUGUCUUAUCAUGAAAGACGCUGGAUUUUCAAGAGAUGUGUCAAAGCUCUACCUGAUGGUGUGUGCCGCAUGUGCUGGUCUGCUAAACUGCAGUGUGUCAUUACAGUCUGUUCUAACAAAAUCUAUUGGAAUGUGGGGCCGCCCAGUCGUCAAGGCCAUUUAUUUACCAUUAUUUUAGAAUGUGAACUUGCUACUGUGAUAUCAUACCUUUUCUUUGUUUUAGAAUGAAAGAUUGAGAUUCAUCAGAAGUCAUUUUUUUUUUUUUUUUUUUCCAUCUGUUGUAGACAACUCUGUUCCCACAUUCUAGAAACAAUAACCUCGAAUCUGUCACAACUGCGCUUUAGAGUACCAAUGGUCUGGGAGUUUAUAUGAGUUUUAUUUUUAUUUUUUUUAAUUUUGUGUGAAAAUUACGUAGACUUUUUUAAUAAGACUGUGAGGUGGUGCAGUCAGUUUCCGUGUGAGUGUAUUUGUGCGCACGGUGGGGAAAUUUGCGCACAAGCCCUUCUUCCUGUUGUCAAAGUGAGAUGAGCUAAACCUCCUUAGACAGUGAAUUUGCAACACCGCAAUAGUAUAGGCAUAAAGUCAGACCUGAGUCUGUGAAACAUUGUUCUUUUUGUUUUGAAAUGCAUCCACAAUGCAUUUUUGUGUGUCUGCAUAUGUUUAUCUAAGCGAGUCCGAGUGCAUGUGUUGUGUAUAUAAACGUCUUUUCUUCUGUAGGGAGUGAGGUUUCCUUAAAAAAAAAGAUGUAUCUGUUGAGAGUAUGUUGAAUUUCAGCCUUUAGUUAUAUGCAAAUUUGUAAGAAAAAAAAACAUUACUAUGUUCAUAUUUAUGUAUUGCAUUUAAUCCUUUUACCUGGCAUUAAAAAGUAUUGUAAAUAAAAAUAUACAGAGAGAAAA